Molecule: messenger RNA, 7871 nt
Organism: Xiphophorus maculatus (southern platyfish)
Lineage: Eukaryota; Metazoa; Chordata; Actinopteri; Cyprinodontiformes; Poeciliidae
Gene: aard
Product: ankyrin repeat domain-containing protein 26-like
Exons: 44
Coding region: 316-7140 (2274 amino acids)
Molecular function (GO): protein binding
Source: RefSeq, a predicted model, not a curated record
GAAGCCAUAACGAUAACUGCGGCCAGCGCUGACAUUAGCUAACGUGUUUUCAUUUUAAACGCUUCGGAAUACAAACACUAACGGCAUCUUAACGUUUGCUUAUUUUUUUUUUUUUUAAUUAUUAUUAUUAUUAAACUCAUUUGUUGUCGUUACGGACUGUUAGAGGACACCGUGUCGGGAGAUGAACUGCAGUUAGCACCUCUGAAACCUGUCGUUAGCAUGGCUGGGAUGGGAAAGACGCCUGUGGUGACCCCUCAGCAGCUAACGAGAGGAAGGUAGUGACGGUUACGGAGCGAGGUUGAACUGCCGUAUGCAAUGAAGAAGUUAUUGAGCUUUACUAAGAAAAAGAAGAGCUGUGGCACCUCAGACAAUGUCAGUGCACUUUCUGAUGGCUACGACUUGAAAGACAAGGAUCUGGGGAAGAUUCACAAGGCUGUCUUCCAGGGUGAUUUGGCCAAGGUGAAGCCGCUGGCUAAGAAGAGUGAUAUCAAUCAACUUGACAAGGAGAACAGAACUCCACUUCAUAUUGCGUGUGCUACCGGUCAUGAUGAAGUGGUUCAGUUCCUCGUUGAUAGCAAAGCCAAACUUAACCUGCGUGACAAUCAAAACAGAUCCGCCCUAAUGAAGGCAGUAGAGGGCCAGCAUGAGCGCUGUGUGGCCAUAAUGCUGGAAAAUCACGCCGAUCCAAAUCUUGCGGACGUCAACGGCAAUACGGCCCUCCAUCUAGCAGCGAACAUCCCCUCCAUUCCCACAGCGACACGUCUGUUGCAGCAUGGGGCGGAAAUUAACGCACAAAACAAGGAGGGGUUCGCCCCAUUGACCGUUGCGAUCCGUGAAGACCGUAUUGAAAUGGCCGAGUUUCUCCUGAAAGAGACAGCUGAUGUGAAUUGUCUUGACCACGAACAAAGGUCCCCUUUGAUGCUAGCUGCCAGCAGCGGUCAACACAGUAUGGUAAAGCUUCUCUUGCAGUUCGACCCAGACAUCACCCUUCAGGACAAAAAAGGGUGGACAGCUGAUGACUAUGCACAAAAAAAUGGCCAUCAUAGUUGUUGCCUCCUAAUCACAGAGUAUGGUACCAAGAGGACACACAGGGCCUCAGUAUCACGGCCAGGUCCAUACAAGAAGAAAAGACCACCGAGCAUUCCCUUCCAUGAUCCUGAACCAGGCUUUUCUUUGGGAGGACCAGCCACUGAUAAAGAGCUUGGGACAAAUGAAGCAGGGGGAGAUUUAGAAGACAAUUCAUUGUCAGAGUCAGUCAGUCGAGCUUCUAAAAGUGCUAAUGAUGAAUGGCCCUCAACAGAAGAUGAUGAUGACUCCUCUGCGGGAAAGAAACCACUUAAAGUGAACCUAAGCCGAAUUUUGGCAUCUAAAAUGGGAGAAGCUCCUGUUCUACCCGACACUUCCCUGAGUGACGCAGAAUCAGAGCCACUAAGAAAAACUAGUGUCCCAGUAGAUUCCUCUACAGUUCCCAUCCUUUCCAAAUCACUUCUUCAUAUCUCCAGAAAGGCACAAAAUUUUACUGAAGAUGAAAAAGACAAUGACAGAAAAGAACAGGAUGAAAAAGACUCAGCGAAUGCUGAAAAUAAAUCUCAAGACAGUGGGGACGUCCGUGAUGGAGUUCCGACUGUUCCCAAAGUAGAAGUUGGUAAAGAUAAAAAAAGAGACUUCCGGUUAGAACUGGGUCUGAAGAAAGGAGAAGGAGACGAGAGUUCAUGGGACUCCGAGUCAAACUCUGAACUUUCCAACGUACCGCAUAAGGAAGAGCCAAAUCUGCAUAGCCCAAAUAAAGAGGGAGCAGCUCCUGUGGAAGAUUCACUCAAAGAAAACGUGUUUUACAUUCCUUCUUUUUUAAGAGGGGAAGGAGGGAGUAGGAUGGCAGACAUAGAACCUCGCAAGAAUGUAGGCAUGCCACAAGGCAGCCAGGGAGAGGCUGGAAGUGACAGUAAGGACAAUCACAGGGAGCUUCCAAAGGAAGACAAUCUUGUACAGGAAAAGAAAGAAAGUUCUAAAGCGCUCAGUGUUUUGAGCAGCCACAAAGGAAAUGUCAACAUAAUGGACGAGCUUGGUGUCGGCGAUGUAGAUGAUCUUGAAGUAUCUUAUGUUCGUGGUGCAGAUGGAUCAGACUGGGAUUCUGCCAGCACUAUCAGUAAAAGAACCCCGCCUGGGUUGAAGAUUCCCUCCUCUUCUGGUGGUGGACAGAAAGAAGAUUGUGGUCUUCCCAGAACCUCAACACCUAAGAGGAGCAGCAGCUUUGGGAAGAGUCUACCCAGCACACCCUCCAUCUCUGCUCCGCUGCCCCAACCUUGUACAACGAAGAUAAGUUUUCAGACAGCAGACGACGGAGAAGAUUCAGAUAGUGAGAUAGAAAAGACUAGAGGCUCUCGAGAAAAUUCUCCAACUGGCAAUCGGCGACGGUUGGCGCAUGAACCUGGUACUACUGACGAGUCACAGGCGACAGAAUACACUCAAAGUUCGGAUUUUGAAGAGCACGAGGAGAGGGAGAAAGUUGACGCAGUAGAUGGAUGUGAGUUCAGUUUGAACAACUUAGGCCAUGCAGGCUCCGAUACGGAAGAAAAGGUAGGUGGAGAUACUCCGUGGGAGAAGCGUUACGAGAAACUCUGGGUAGAGGUGGAGAAAAGGGAGGUAAAAUCCACCUUUAAGAGCGUCACUGGGGAAUUAAAGGAGAGGUUUGGCGAACUUUUUAAAUCGAGGCAUCCUGCAAAAAACCCCACGGAAGACGCUUCUUCUGCGUCCAGCUCUGCGGGUGAAGAUUCAAGUGACGAGGAAGAAGAGGACAUCGUUCGCCCCACAGCUAGAGCAAGAAGUACUGUUCUUCUCACCAUCCCUGAGCAGAGAGAGUCAGGACAGGAGGACUCUAUGGCAGAGUCACCUGGCAGCUCGUUGUGUGAAGAAACGCUACCGAACUGUGAUCAAGAUGUUAAUGAUAGCUUUAUCCGUCACAAGUCAGCUCUACUCACAGUUGAUGUCGAGGCCAAUGCUUCAUCGCAGCUCACCGCCGCACAGGAAGAAAGCGAAGACGAUACCGAUCGAUACAGCAAACCUGCUUCAGAGGAUAAUGGCGUAGCUCUGCUUGCUACUGACUCUGCUGGCCGUCUACACGAAGCUGGCUGGUCCAACGCAGGCUCAGAAGAGAUUCUGACGUCUGAGCCGGCCUUGCAACACAGACGUCCAGAUGUCUCUAAUGGAGAAGGGCCUGAGGAAGAGGACAUGAUGAGGUUUUACCCUGAGAUGGCCGGAAAAGCAACAGGUGCUAUGGCGGCGCAUCGAAAGUCGUGCAUUCCCCACGAUGGCAGUGAAGCAGGUGGUUCGGCGAAGCCUGGGACCAGUGUAUGUUUAAGUUUGGUUCAAGCUGGAAGAUCUCAUCAGGAACAUCAGCUUGUUGCCAGCCAAAGAGCUCCAGUCGUGCAGAGCUGCAGUGGCAUAAAGCAAGGUGUAGAAGGGAAAUUACAGCUGGAGCUCAUGGUCCAUUGGGCCCGGCAAAGUGGAGGCCCUCAGGCCAGCAUACAAGUUAAUCGAGCAACCGUACCUGAGGUUGAGGAAGGCACUAUAAGUGACAUAACGGACAAUGAAGAAGAAGACAGGUCUAUGACUACAGAUCAACAGAAAAGCAAGGUCCAGAGUCUUGAAGACAUAAGCGUGCCUGACGAUCUAGAAGAACUAACCCAGUCGUCCGACACAGACGAUGCGGACUCACACACUUCAGGCUACCGUAAUGCAGCCUCCUUCAUGCAGAAGCUGGAGUCAUUCUCUUUGGAUCCCACGACUAUGACAAAGAUGCAGAACAUUUUCCACGAGUACGAGCGCUCCAUUCAAAAACUGCGAAGUCGCCAUGGGUAUCUGUCAGAGAAGGUGAACCAGCUGGAAGCGGAAAGAACGUCGCUGAAGGGCUUACUGGAGGAAGUCAGAGACGCUAAGUCUCUUCUGGAGCGCAACCAGCUGGAAGUACAGACUGAACUCACUAACAUCAAAUUUCAACUGAAACAAGAGCAGGAGAAUCGCCAGAAUGCCGCCAUGAUGUACGACACCUCCAAAGACAAGCUGAAGCGGCUGGAGGAGCAGCAUCAGUUUGAGGUCCAGGACAAGCAGAAGGUGGAGCUGUCACUGAGGAACAUGGAGCUGGAGAUGAGAACGCUCGCCAGCAACAUGAAACAGCUUGAAGAAGAGCAACAUGAGACUCAGAAGCUGCUGGCUCAGGAACGCACCUCCCGGGCCCUGCAGGAAAAUCUGCUCAACAAUCACCUCCGAAAGCAGAAGGAGAUGGAGGCGGAGAACAGGAAAAGCAUCAGCAGAAGCAAUGAGACUUUGUCUCAGCUCACCGAGGCCGGCGACAGGGAAAGAGAGCUGCUUCGCCAGGUUAACUCGCUGCAGGAGCAGCUGGCCUCGACAAGGUCAGACUUCGAACAUUCCCAGGCAGACAGCAGUAUCAAAGAGAGCACCCUGGUGGAGGAGAACGAGGCCCUCAAGGAGCAGCUCGAGGACAUUCGUCAAGACCUCAAGCACAGCAACGAAACCGUGACCCAGACCGUGUUCGCCUGCAACAACCAGCUGUCGGCCCUGAAGACCGAGUUGGUGAAAACGACGAGCCAGCUGGAACACGAGCGACAGGCUCGCGAGACGCUGGAGGCCGAGGCCGAGUCGACUCGGUCCCGCUUGGCCGCAGCCGUGAAGGAGAUCGAACUUCGCCUGGCGUCUCACGCAGACACAGAGAAAGCUCUGCUCAGAGAGAAGGAAGAACACCAGAGACAAAAAGACCGACUCUCAAACGAAAUAACCGCUCAGCGCGAGGCAGUCAGCAACCUGAAACAGAAGCUGGCCAAGGCCGACGCUAACACAAACAGCAUGGAGAACGAGUUCCAUCGGGUCUCUGCGCAACUGACGGAGAAGAAUCUGCUGCUGGACGCCCUGCUGAAAGAGAAGGACUACGGGACGACGCGUGCCAAGGAGCUCGAAACUGCUCUGCAAGCAGAGAAGGAGCUGUCCAGUCGCAGCGUAGCGCGCCAAGAAGCAGCGGAAGAACGCCUCGCCCAUGCCCAAAGCGAGAUCAUGUUGCUUCGGCAGCAGCUGGAAGAGGCGCAGAACCAAGCCGCCGCGAAGGAGCGCGCCAUUACUGAAGCCCAGGAGCGCUUCAGCGACAUGCUGACCAAGCUGCGCGCCGACUGUGAAGAAAGAGUUCAUCUGCUCGAGGAGAGAAAUAAGGAGCUCGCCAGCAAGGCUGCUGAACUUCGUGAGCUGAACCUCAAGUUUGAGGAAGAGAAGAAUCAACGAGAAAACACUUUAAGGCAGCUGCAGCAGGAGCUGGCCGACUCUCUCAAGAAGUUAUCGAUGUGUGAAGCUUCCCUGGAGGUCCUCACGCGCUAUCGCAACGACCUGGAGGAAGAGAAAGCUCGGCUUCUCAAAGACGUUGAGAGACUCAGAGAAAAGCUUGAGGAAACCGAAGAGAAGUACCUAAAAGCAGAGCGACACAUCAGCAGUAUGAAAAUCAGAAUGGAUGACAUGGAAAAGGAACUUCGCACUUCCGUUGCUAAACUCCAGGAGGCGGUGGCUGCCGUCGUGGCCUCUGAAAUCACCACCAAACAGUUGGAGGAAGGGUUGCAAAAGCUGGAGAUCGAGAACGCCAGACUGGAAGGUACUACGAAGCAACAGGCUGAUAAAAUUGAGGCUCUUCAGAAAAGCGCUAAGGAAGCCGUCGUGCUAGCUGACUGCUCACCUGGAGGAGGGGUCCGUGCACAUUUGGAGGAGCUGGUAUCGAACCUCCAAGGCAGCAAGAUUUCUUUGGAAGAGCAGCUGAAUAAAGAGGUGCACAAACAGAGCAUGCUGUCUAACACCAUGCAGGACUCUCAGGUCAUGUGGGAGGAAGAGACGAAGAACCGCUCAAAGUUAGGACUGCGCCUGACAGAACUUGAAAGAGAAAAAGGAGAGCUCACAAACCAGAUGGAGAUUGAAAAGAAGAAAGCCAAGAAAAUUGCAGAGCAAAAGAAAGCGGUAGACACUCGCCUUGAACAAGAGAUGAAGAGAAACAUGGAUCUUCAAAAAGAAAUGCACAGGCAACGAACUUUAUUAAAAAGUGCAAAGAAGAAGCUGCAGGGUCAAGAGAAUGGAGGAGCAAAUUAUUCCUCUAUGAAGAGCCCUCACCGGCGACAGAGUCAGACUGACGGGUGGAUGAAGGACAAGGUGGAGGAUCUGCAGGCAGAGCUGGAGAAGGAAACAUCUCGACGCUACCAGCUGGAGAAGAUCAACGGGGAGCUUCAGGAGCAGUUGGCCUCCCAGAAAGGCGUGGGCAGAAACCACGGCGAGCUGGAGAGAAGCAAGGGGCACCUGGAGAACGAGGUGCGGGAGCUGAGACGCCAAUUGGAGAACGUCCAGCCCGACCAGAGCGUGCUGGAUCAGUACCGACGUGAAGCGGAGGAAAAAGCCCACCAGGAGAUGCAGCAGAAACUGGAGCAGGUCAACCUCUUCCUACAGUCCCAAGCGGCGUCUCAGGAGGCACUAGAUGAGAUCAAAGCCGCCAACGAGGCCAACCUGCGCUCCCAGCUGGAACAGAAGAUCCGGGAGCUGGAAGGGGAGCUGAACCGAGCCCGCACCGUCCAGCAGGAGACAUUCAGCCAGAAAGAGUCCACGCGCUCCGAGCUGGAGCGCUACCGACACCUCUACAACGAAGAGAUGCGCCUGCGGAUGUCCUUAACUGCCAAACUGGAGAGGGCCAACAGCCGCCUCACCGAAGCCAACUCCAAGCUGCUGAGUGAGCGCAGCAGGAGUCUUAUGAUGGGAAACAUUACAAGCGGGAGCCUGAUGGGGCCUUCUCUGGACAUGGGCGCCUUGGCUACGCCAGCGAACCCCGGGACCUCGGUGGGGGCCCUCAACAGGAACAUGAGCGUGGGAUAUUCCCUGCCCAGUACUGUGUCAGACGGACAGGACCAAAGGGUGGAGGACUACCUGGCUAAGAUGCAGAGAGAGCUGGACAAAAACAUAUCGAAAGAACUGAGACACGCCACAGCGGAGCUGGACGCCGCCUCGGCCCGCCUGUCCCCGGUGGGCUCCGCCUCCAGGGUGGAGCUGGACCCCCUGAGCUGGGCCACGCAGCAGUAUUUGGAGGUGCUGAAGAAGAACCGUAGGAUCUGACCGCAGGUUUCCAUUCGCCACCAGAAAACUCUAAAGCCAAGACCAAGAAGCUAACGCUUUUUUUUUUCCCCUUUUUUUUUUUUUAAAAUCCUGUUGUCAUGAAAGAAACAAACUUGACUGCAUGUUGCACUUACGCCCCGCAACCUCACGGAGUGAGGGACGGACGGGACUCUGAACUAAAGACGACCUCAAGUGUUUGUUUUGCCGGCUGAAACUCUAGUUUUGAUUUGUGAAUUUUGGUGUUUUGGAAUUGCCGCUUUUAAGUGUUUGUAUUUAUCAUCAUUUUUGCCAAUUUAUGACAUUUGGUACAUGCCAUCCAAUGGUGCAAUAUCUGUGUUAAUACUAAUAUAGAGUUGUGUCCUUCUCGGUUUAUUUGUUCUUUUAUGUAAUGAACAGUAUAUACUUGAACAUGACAAGCUGGAAUGCUCUCCGGCUAUAAAAUCAGGGUCACCACUGUUUUACAUUUCAGCUUGUUGUUGGUUUGAUGAAAGGGACAGCCGGUUUAUAUUUUGUUCCAUUAUUUUCUUGUUGUUUCAUGUUAUCUUAAAAUACUGUAAAAAAAAAAAAAAACAUAUAUAUACAUAUAUAUAUAUGUUCUAUAUAUAAAUAUACAGAAAGGUUUUUAAAGUAACGUUUCAUUCGCUGCAACAACAGUGGAAUCAAAAGUUUGUAUUCUGAAUAUAUUAGUAUGUAAAAGUGAAUAAAUGAAAAGCUAUAUGGCGCAUUCAUGA